GUAGCCUAUAGGUCUCCACAGCCUGUAGGAGAGCUAUGGCAGCUGCUAGGAAAAAAUGUUUCCAGUGCUUGUGCACGCAAUUGUGCACACACACACACGACUGGAAUUGAUGUGAACAAGCACUUAAAGAAGAACCAGCAUUCCGCUGUUUCCAGAAGACUGAAUGCUCACGGCAUUUGCGUGUCAGUCAACUCAACUGCUUUGCUGAUGAGUACGUCAUUCCAGUGGACACUGGACACGCUCUGGACACACUCCAACAUUAGGCACACCAAGGUUAACAUCAUCAUGCUUAACGCACAACGGGUUCCACAGUGGGUGCCAUGCUCACACUGCUAAGGUGUCUGCAUGGGUGAGAGAAACAAGGGUGCAAAAAGACUGCACUUGCUCUCAAGCAGGGGGGAGGGGAGGGUGGAAACAGAUGCAUUAUGGGAUGACAUGUACCCAGAACCACCCUCUGCAGUUUUGCUUCCAGCAUUCACUGAUUGUACAACUGAGAAUGCAAAGAGGCAUAGCACUGUGGGAUAGCUACCCACCGUGCAUCACUCUCAGUGGCCAUGGUAGCCACACAACUGGGAUGUGCUACUUGAACCUAUGAGAAACUUUGGGUGAGAUCAAACGUCUCUGGACACGAGGUUAACCUGUUAGUUGUGAUGGUAGAAAGUGAUUAUGAUUUUAUUUUAAAUGGAACCAUUUGUUUCCAAUAUCCUUACUCACUGUAGCCGGAAUUUCUAGACUUUGAUAGUAAAUGUUCCUGUUUUCACAGUCUGUAUAGCUCCAUGCUGCAGCAUUAAGCAAAGUGCUGGUACAGCUCUGCAUUUGGUGUGCACAGCUCCCUAGUCACUAAGCACCAGUAUCAUGCUUCAAAGAGCAGCCCUAUUGUUACCCUGCAAGGCAAAGCACGGGCUGGCACAGGCCAGAGGCGUGUGCUUGAGUAGCUAUGGGCAGGUGGGGUUAAGCUGACUCCAGGACUGUCCCUAGUGGGGACAACCUUCCUUCCACCCCAUCCUGCUCCCCCACCUCUUUUGGCCCCACUCCACUCAUCCCCCCAACUCCUGUCCCUCUGCCCCUUCCUUCAAACCCCAUCCCGAGUGACAUGGCUUGGGGACCAUUGGGGACAGCGAUGGUCAGGCCCGCCCACACGCUCACCAGCAGUGGCAAGAAGCAGAGCAAUCUGGUCUCAUCCUGCUCCCAGCUGCUUUGCUCCACUUUUCAAUGCUGGUGAGUACAAGGGGCGGGUCUACACUCCCUUUCCCCCCCUCCCUGAGCUGCAUGACUGAGAGCCAUGGGCGUGGAGCAGGCUGGGCCAGGUCACGCUGCUUCUUGCUGCUGCUGGGGAGUGCAGGGGUGGGACUGACUGCUGCUGGCACCAAGUCCCCUUCUAGGCCCCUUAGCUGACCUAGGCCAUGGGGCAGAUGCCCUGAACCAUCCCAUGGGUUUGGCUGACACCCAGCUAAGCACAAGCUGGUGGCAGGGGGCAAGAACAUGCCUGGGAACCGAGACCCAUCACAUGGCCUGGCACAGUGAGUGUUCUCGCCGCUCUCAAUACCCUUUGUUCUUUUUCUGCAGGAAAAGGCAGUGGAGCCUCAGCCUCGUGUUUCCUUAAGUUAAGGGCUGGGAACAGGAAAUUACUUGGGCUACUGAUACUGCCUUGUGCUGGCAGCUCUGACCAGAGCAGCGCGCCACAGCUCCCUUCCCAGCAUGGAGCGCUCCUGGUGCACAUUCGUGCUGUGGUGCAGCCUCUGGGGACUCUGCUUGGCAAGUCCGGACUAUGAUGAUUACUCCCAGAACAAUACCAGCGAGCAGGAGAUGACAUCAGCCAAUACACUGUGUCCCCGGGCCAUCCCAGGAGAGACGGUGACUCGUAACAACAUCACCUACCUGUCCAUCCAUGAGGCCUCCCGCUCCCAGCUGAGCAGUGCAGUGACCGUGUGGUUUAUUCCCUGCCUCUAUACUGCUGUCUUCCUGGUGGGGUUGCCAGCCAACGGACUAGCUCUUUGGGUCCUAGCAACUAGGAUUGAGAAGCUGACCUCCACCAUCUUCCUCAUGAACUUGGCUGCAGCUGACCUGCUCCUGGUGCUUGUGCUCCCCUUUAAGAUCACCUAUUACUUCCUGGGGAAUCACUGGCCCUUUGGGGAGGGCCUGUGUCGGCUUACCACUGCCUUCUUCUAUGGGAACAUGUACUGUUCCGUGCUCCUGCUCAUGUGCAUCAGUGUUGACCGGUACUUGGCUGCGGUGCACCCUUUCUUCUCCCGCUCCUUCCGCAGUCCAGGCUUUGCCGCCUGCACUUGCCUCAGUAUUUGGCUCAUUGCUGCCAUCUUCACCUUGCCCUUGACCCUCUUGCAGCAAUCCUACCCCCUGGAUCACGCAGACAUCACUCUGUGCCAUGAUGUCCUCCCCAGGCACGAGGAGGCUGAGUACUACUAUUACUACUUUGUGUGCUUGAUCGCCUGUGGCUUUCUGGCCCCUUUAGUGGUGAUGCUGUUCAGCCACUGCUCGGUACUGUGGAUCCUGCUGCGCAGCAGAGAGAGGUACGCGCAUGCCAUGAAGCUCACUGUCCUGGUGCUGUUCACAGUCGUGGUGUUCUACACACCUAGCAACAUCUUUCUUCUUGUCCACUAUUCCAGUAACUGCUCCAAGCUCUAUGGGGACUUGUAUGUCAGCUACAUGAUAAGCCUGGCCUUCAGCAGCAUCAACAGCUGUGUUGAUCCCUUUGUCUACUACUACGUUUCUGAGGACUUCAGAGACAAGGUGAGGCAGAGAAUUUUCAGCCAAAGCAAGCAAGUCAUCACAUCUCUGAAAACCUCUAAGUCCCCAUCCCUGGUGUGA
Molecule: messenger RNA, 2826 nt
Organism: Pelodiscus sinensis (Chinese soft-shelled turtle)
Lineage: Eukaryota; Metazoa; Chordata; Testudines; Trionychidae
Gene: F2RL3
Product: F2R like thrombin or trypsin receptor 3
Biological process (GO): positive regulation of Rho protein signal transduction; blood coagulation; phospholipase C-activating G protein-coupled receptor signaling pathway
Cellular component (GO): plasma membrane
Molecular function (GO): thrombin-activated receptor activity
Source: RefSeq, a predicted model, not a curated record